GCGCACCUUCCCCAGGCGACUGCACGGACAGGAAGUCAGGAAAACAGGAGAAAUAUCGGAGAGAGGAAAACGUUACAAUAGAGUUAAUGAAAAAUGAGCCGAAUUUAUCACAACACGUCUUUACAGAACAAGCCAGUACACAAUGAGAAAUUUGACCGCGAGUGGUCUCCCUCCACAUAUGAAAGCGGCCAGGGGGUUCUACUAGAAGGAAAGCUGCUGGAUGUUUCCAGACAUGCAAUCAGUGAUGUCAAAAAUCAAAAGGUCCGUUUCUAUGUGCUGUACAUAAAACCCAGCCGCAUCCAUCAGAGGAUGUUUGAUGCCAGGGGCAACGAAAUUGAACCAAACUUCAGUAACACCAAAAAGGUCAACACUGGCUUCCUCAUGUCAUCCUACAGGGUUGAAGCUAAAGGGGAGUCAGACCGUCUGUCUGAGGAGCAGUUGUCAGUGAUAGUGAACAAACCCGAGCUGGUGAAAAUAACUGACAAGCACCAACCCAGCGGUACCUGGGCCUUCUGGUACCCAGAGUCAGAGAUGGACAAAAUAGAGCUGGAAACAGGACAGGACGUACGACUUAAGACCACAGGAAACAGUCCUUUCAUAUUCUCCUUAGCCAAAGUGGACAGCGGCACUGUGACCAAGUGUAACUUUGCUGGAGAUGAAAAGGCUGGAGCAUCGUGGACAGACAAGAUCAUGGCCAACAAAACAGACACAGGCAGUGCUCAAAAACCUGGAGGAGAGGGAGAGGGAGCAGAGGAGGAUGAAUGGGAUGAGUGAGGAAACCAUCUCUCCCGUCAGCCUGAACUCACGGCCCUGCUCCAGCCUCUACGUUGAACUGCUUCAACUUAGCUCCAUUCCUGUUUCUCUGUCUUUGGAUUGGACUCCCAUUUUUCACUUGAGUAUUGAACCUCUUACAUAUGUGGCCUUGGGGCUUGAACCUUGCAUAACCUUUACAGUAUGGGACAAGACUCCUCCAGCUCCACAGUGUGUAUCUGGCUUUCAGCUGUGAUGCACCCUGUCUUUGUAUACUGUAUACUCUAAGCUUCAUGUAGACAGGAUUCAGUUUUCUAAUGCAGAUUUGGGUGUCUUUAAUAUUGCAUCUACUGAUCUGUGGUCAUAUAUGCACUUCCCCUCCAUACCCUGGUAUUAAAUAUUGUCUCAAAUACUAAUUGUUUUUCAGCAUACUCAGUCCCUCCAUGCUGCAAAGUUUUGUCCUAGAGAGACAGGCUGUAUUUUAGGUGUGUGUCUGAGUUCUUUUCACUCAGACAGCUGUAUUUCCUUGUAUCAGCUCAGUACACUGUGAGAGCUGUGCAAAAAUUAGUUAAAAUUAGUUUAAGACUACAAUGAAAUAUGCAAUUUAAUGUUGAUAAUAUAUUCUAAAACUAGAUCAUUUCAUAAGCCAGGUAGUGGCAAAGUGGGUCAUGUGAUUGUCCCACACAAUAAUGUCUUUUUAAAAAAAAGCAAACAAAGUGAAGAGCUCCUGUAAUUUUCCAGUAGCAAAAAUAGCAUCUGAAAUAAUGUCUUCAUGUACUGAGAUUAGAGCGAAUAUUUUAUCAGCCCUGCAUUUCCCUGUAAUACUGAUUCAGUGUGAAUGGGACUUCAGACUGUUUAAUGGAGUAAUCACUGAUUCUGUGUCAUAAUCUAAUAUCCUGGACAACUCCCUGACAGACACAAAUAAAGGAUGAUAUGUCUAUCUAAAAAUAACAAUGCAGGGCUUAUUGCUGCUCAAAACAUCUGAAAACUUGGCUUCAAAUAUUUAGUCCAUUUGUAUUCCUCCAUAACGUCUGUUUUCAUGACUCUAUGAAAGUAAAAGUUUUUAAAAACUCCGGACUGUGGUGGAGUUUUCCAUUUUAUAUUGCUAUCAGCCUAAUUGCUUUCAGUCUUUUAAGAGUUAUAAUCUACAGAAGACUUCACACACCACAUCAUGAAAACAGCAUUAAAAGCAGCUGUUACUUUAAAAGCACCUCUGGCUAUUGGAUGUGCAUUUCAUGUUCACUCAACAAAUAAUACUCGUGUCAACAGAUGCAUUCAGAUGCAAUAUAAAGCAAAAUUUUGAGGCAAUUUAAGGAAUGCAUACAAAGUCUAUAGAAAGACUGAUAUGUAGGCAAACAGACACAGAUUAAUUCUUGGUGGAGUGAGUUAUUAUGAAGACAUGUCAUAUGACUAUAUAAAGCAGUGGGAUUUUUAACUUUCAAUCCAAACGUUAGUGACACAACUUGAAUUUCAAGUAAGAACAGUCCAGGAAUAACCUAAGUUCCUUUGCACAUGGUGAUGAUGCUCAGCCAUAGCUAUGAUCAUUUGGCACAUUUAUAUCCAUACACCUUCCCAAUCUUCUCAGUCGAGGGACACGGUCAUUGGAUGUUUUUGGAGAAUAACAAGCUGAAGAACAAUCCAGUGAACAGUUAUGUAUACACACAAAAAGCAAGGUAUUCAUUUGUCCUUCAUUGUAUCCAAACACACCUCAAAGGUAUUAUAGUGGUGACAUGAACAAUACUGUAUUACCGUUAUCAUUAUCAUAGUCAUGUUUUUAUUAUAAAUCACAAAGUCAGUAAAUACAACAUGUACAAUUUGAUAUAAUAGAUUAAAGGUCUCAUGUUUAA
Messenger RNA from Lates calcarifer (barramundi perch), 2597 nucleotides. RefSeq names its product actin related protein 2/3 complex inhibitor (gene arpin). Gene Ontology annotation, biological process: negative regulation of actin nucleation. The record is from RefSeq and is a predicted model, not a curated record. The transcript has 6 exons. NCBI's taxonomy places the organism in Eukaryota, Metazoa, Chordata, Actinopteri, Centropomidae. Bases 94 to 774 code for a protein of 226 amino acids.